Thamnophis sirtalis is the source of this 1190-nucleotide messenger RNA. RefSeq names its product RAN, member RAS oncogene family (gene RAN). Gene Ontology annotation, molecular function: GTP binding; GTPase activity. The record is from RefSeq and is a predicted model, not a curated record. Gene Ontology annotation, biological process: ribosomal subunit export from nucleus; protein import into nucleus. Gene Ontology annotation, cellular component: cytoplasm; nucleus. Lineage: Eukaryota; Metazoa; Chordata; Lepidosauria; Squamata; Natricidae.
CCGCCCUCGGCUGCUGCUGCGGCUGCUUGCUUCUUUCAGGGCGAUUUUGAACGAGCGCGCUUCCGCCAUCUUCCCUCACAGCCCGCCCGUCCGCUCGCUUUUCCCUUCAGUCACAGCGGCAGCCGCAAGCGGAGAAGGAAGGAAGGCAAAGCAGCGGACGAGAAAAGACGCAGCAUGGCCGCCCCACAAGGAGAACCCCAAGUGCAGUUUAAGCUUGUUUUGGUUGGUGAUGGUGGUACUGGUAAAACAACAUUUGUGAAACGCCACUUGACUGGUGAAUUUGAGAAGAAGUAUGUAGCUACUCUUGGAGUUGAAGUUCAUCCUCUGGUGUUCCACACUAACAGAGGUCCCAUUAAAUUUAAUGUAUGGGAUACAGCUGGUCAAGAAAAGUUUGGAGGUCUGCGGGAUGGUUACUACAUUCAAGCUCAAUGUGCCAUCAUAAUGUUUGAUGUAACAUCAAGGGUUACAUACAAGAAUGUACCCAACUGGCAUAGAGAUCUGGUGCGGGUUUGCGAAAACAUCCCCAUAGUUUUGUGUGGCAACAAAGUGGAUAUCAAGGACAGGAAAGUCAAAGCAAAGUCCAUUGUCUUUCACAGGAAGAAGAACCUGCAGUACUAUGACAUUUCAGCCAAGAGUAACUACAACUUUGAGAAGCCCUUCCUUUGGUUGGCGAGAAAGCUCAUUGGAGAUCCCAACCUGGAAUUUGUUGCCAUGCCUGCUCUUGCGCCCCCAGAAGUUGUUAUGGAUCCAGCAUUGGCAGCACAGUACGAGCAAGAUUUACAGAUUGCUCAGACCACUGCACUGCCAGACGAAGAUGACGACCUGUGAGGGAGAUGAAGCUGGAGCCCAGCGUCAGAAGUCUAGUUUUAUAGGCAACUGUCCUGUGAUGUCAGUGGUGCAACGUGUUUGCCACUUUAUUAUUCUAGCUGACCAGAACAUGUGCUUUAAUCUUUGGGAUGCUGAAAGAGAGAAUGGGGUUUGGCGUGUGAAUGUGGCAGUUAAAAUAAAAUUCCUUCAUUUUUUUGGACCUGCAUAUUUAGCUGUUUUGGACUGCAAAUUUACUCCACAUUUGAGUUACAAAUCUGACUGCUGCAGUCUCAUCACAGUAUUCAGUGGUAAAUCUUGUUUGUUACUGUCAUUCCCAUUCCUUUUUGUUUAGAUCAUAAUAAAGUUGUAUUUCAAAUACCCAA